Perognathus longimembris pacificus (Pacific pocket mouse) is the source of this 1919-nucleotide messenger RNA. Its product is annotated as spindlin-2-like. The record is from RefSeq and is a predicted model, not a curated record. Gene Ontology annotation, cellular component: nucleoplasm; cytosol. Lineage: Eukaryota; Metazoa; Chordata; Mammalia; Rodentia; Heteromyidae. Gene Ontology annotation, biological process: regulation of DNA-templated transcription; gamete generation. The transcript is spliced from 2 exons. The coding region runs from base 70 to 867 and encodes 265 amino acids.
AAGAGCAGUGCCGGGAGUGCGGUGGGCAAAGAAAACCGGGAGCUUUAGGAGCCACUCAAGAAUUUGGAAAUGAGCGAGGAGAAGCCAGGCAUGAAUACCCCUAAUUCACAAGAGGAGGACGUGCAACAAACCGAGGAAGCUGCAGGAGAGGCCACUGGAUCUAACAAUGGGAUGAAGAAGAAAACUUCGCAGAAGAAGCAGAGGAGCAGACGUAUAUCCCAGCCAGCCAGGAACAUCGUUGGGUGCCGUAUUUCCCACGGAUGGAAGGAAGGCAACGGUCCCAUCACACAGUGGAAGGGAACAGUUCUUGACCAGGUGCCGAUUAACCCCUCUCUUUACCUCGUGAAAUACGAUGGAAUUGAUUGUGUGUAUGGAUUAGAACUUCACCAGGAUGAAAGAGUGUUAGCCUUAACAAUUAUGUCGGAGAAGGUAGCAUCAUCUCAAGUUAGCGAUGCUAAUCUUGCAAAUACCAUCAUUGGCAAAGCAGUGGAACACCUGUUUGAGGGUGAGCAUGGUUCUAAGGAUGAAUGGCGGGGGAUGGUGCUAGCACAAGCACCUAUCAUGAACGCUUGGUUUUACAUCACCUAUGAGAAAGAUCCGGUUCUGUACAUGUACCAGCUUCUAGAUGAUUACAAAGAAGGUGAUCUUCGCAUUAUGCCAGAGGCCAGUGAGAGUGGUCUAACAGACAGGGAGCUAGGAGUAGUAGUAGAUGGUCUGAUAGGAAAACAUGUGGAAUAUACCAAAGAAGAUGGCUCCAAAAGGAUUGGCAUGGUCAUUCACCAAGUGGAAGCCAAACCCUCUGUAUACUUUAUCAAGUUUGAUGAUGAUUUUCAUAUCUAUGUCUAUGAUCUGGUGAAAAAGACUUAACUGUUUAGGGUAAAAUUGGCCACAACUGUGAAAAUAAACAGUUUGUUGAAACAUACAACAAAUGUUGUUCUUCAGUGUAUUGAAGAAGUUGAAGGGUCCCUAAUGACCAAACAUUUUGGACAGUAUAAUGGUUGUUGUGUUCUGAAAAAUACAAAUUUAUGUGAAUGUGACACACUGUGUGUAAGGACUAUGUCUUUGGUGGGUAGGGCAUGAAAGGAAGGAGCAGCUGUCAAUUCAACCUGCGAAUAAAGUGCAGCUAGUAUGACCAGUCAUCUAAAAAUGGAAUGGGACUUAACUGGUCUAGUCUUUGGGGAGGGGAAGGAACUAGAGAUGGGCUGUGGGUUAAAGUAAGGAGAUGCCUGCUUAGGAAGAGGUGGAGAGGUGCCAGAAAAGUGGGAGGCUUCCUGAAGGAGAAUCAGGGGAAAAGAUCCAGGAGGGAAGAGAAUGAAGGAUGAAAAGAUAAGAGAGUGAUUUUGGAGCUUAGGUUAAAAAAAUAAAUUCAGUAGAGAAAGAAAGCUUAGAAAAUGACCAGCAUAGUCAAGGAAAGUUAAAGUUGGUGGAGAUAUGUGGAGAGGCUAAAAGACAGACAAAAGGAUGGUUAAAGCAAGGUUAGUGUGACCCACCAGGGAAAGAUCCAUUAAGGACAAAUUCCAGGAAGAAAAAAAAAAGUGACUCAGUGAGUGAGAUUAUAAACUAGGAAGUGUGGAGAGCAGAUCCCAGGAGGACUAGGAAGGCCCAGGGAAAAAUUAGACUCCUAACAGUAUUGUUGCCAUUUCUUAUGUGCAUAAAUAUAGUGUAAAAUAUCAAACAAAGCAGGUGCAUUGGAGCUUCCUUAAAAGGACAUUUAGACAGGGAUAUCUCCAGUAAAUUCAGCAGGAGCCAAGUUUUUACUUAUAAGACUUCAGAAGCUCUAGGUAAUAAACUUUAUCUGGUAAAACUAGAACCUUGUUGGUUGAGCCCAGGUACAGCAGUCUCAUCUCUGUUACAGCUUUUGCUAGAAUAUUCCUUGCUUGACCAGAGAAGAAGCACAUCAGAAGAUUGAGCCUUAAGUU